AUGUCUACGAGUACACAGUAUAAAUCAGGAGAUCUCGUAUUGACCAAGAUCAAAGGUUUUCCUGAAUGGCCGACACGAGUUGUUGAUUUUUCGCUUCUUCCAGAGCAUAUACAGAAUCUAAAGCCAAAAACAGUUUCCUCCAAGUCGACAAGCAGAAGUAGGAGCAGAAGGAGAAAUGGUAAAGGUUCAAGGGAUCAUGGUGAAAGUAUAUGCGUGAAAUUUUAUGGAGAUGAUGAAUAUACGUGGUGCUCAACGAAUGACUUAAAGCCAUUAUCUGAGGAGCAAGUUGCUGAUUAUCUUGUCAAAAAAGGUGAGAUUCCGGACAAAACAGGCAACUACGUGGCGAAAAAGACCGCAAAAGGGAAGAAAUUGACUGAAGCGUACAAAUUGGCUUAUAACAAGGAGUUAAGUGCGGAUGACUUUAUCAAAUAUGGAAGUGAAGGAAAGCCAGCAGAGCCAGAGGCAGAGGAGAUUGAAGAACAAGAAGAGGAAAUAGAAGAGCCAGCAAAAAAGCCAGAAGCUGCCGAGAAGAAAAUAUCAAAGAGUAAGUCUAGGUCACCAGCCUCGAAUAGUAAAAAUUCUACAAAGCCGAAUGGAAAAUCAUCUUCCAGAGCAAACGUGAAGAGGAAGGCCGUUUCAUCAUCUGCUGGAAGUAGAAAGAAGGUCAAAUCCUCCCCAACGGUUGCUCUUGCCUCUUCGAGGACGAGAGCAAGAUCUAGCACACCAAAAUCAAGAUCUAGUUCUAAACCAAAGUCAAAAGCAACACCAAAAGUUGAAUCGAGCUCUGAAUCACAAUCUGAGGAAUCCGAGGAAUCUGAUGAUUGGGGUGAGGAUAUAGUGAAUGUGGACUCGGGAAUAGUGGAUGUAAAAACCAUACCAAGUUCUGUGGUGCUUUCCAAAGAAGCUAACAAUGCAAAAAAGGUGUACUCCAAGUUGAGAGCGAAAAUUCAGGCUAUUGUGUUGGGACCACUAGAUGAGGGAGGGAAAAAGAGCAAGGUGGGUAAAGAGAAGGAGGAUGGAGAAAAGGAGGAUGGAAAAAAGGAUGAUGAAGAAAAGGAUGAUGGAGAAGAAGAUAAUGGGGAAAAGGAUGAUGGGGAAGAAGAAGAUGGAGAAAAGAAUGAUGGAGAAAAGAAUGAUAAAGAGAAUGCAAAACCAAAAAUUGACUACAAGCAGAAAAUUAGCCUGUUGAACCCGUUGGUGGAUGAAGCCGUGAAUUAUAAUCCACCACUAAUAUCAGCAUUGCGGUCCACAAAUCUUUAUAGAGUACUUAUAAUCAUAUUGAAGAAGCCAGAGUAUCAGAAUGCACGGUUUAGCAAAAAGCUUCGGAAAUUCUUGAAGGAAACCUUGGAUGUUGAAGUUUCUGUGGAUAAACAUUGGGGAGAUUCUUGGACUAAGGAAAUGGAUGAUAAGGAAGAGAAAGAAUAUAGAAAAAAGCAGACAGAAGAGAAAGCUAAAAGAGAACGUGAGAGAGCCGAAGCUCGAAAAGAAGCAAAAGAGUAG
Molecule: messenger RNA, 1500 nt
Organism: Brettanomyces bruxellensis
Lineage: Eukaryota; Fungi; Ascomycota; Pichiomycetes; Pichiales; Pichiaceae
Exons: 1
Coding region: 1-1500 (499 amino acids)
Source: RefSeq, a predicted model, not a curated record